ACCUGAAAGUUGCGACGUAAAACUUUUUUUCUUUUAUCUAUUCUUUUCAACCCACCCAGUAUAUAGAAUGUAAAUCUUCUCUCAGAAGUGUAUGGUAGAGCUAAAGAAGAAGACAACUAACCAAGGGUCGUCUGAAAUUGUGAUUGGCUCACUAAUAACCCCAGGACAAAGUUAGAGAGCACUACUCAAGCAUAAGACUACUACAAAGAUGUUUGAUAUAAAGGCUUGGGCUGAGUAUAUUGUGGAAUGGGCUGCAAAGGACCCAUAUGGCUUCCUUACAACAGUUAUUUUGGCCCUUACUCCGUUGUUUCUAGCAAGUGCCGUACUCUCCUGGAAAUUGGCCAAGAUGAUUGAGGCCAGGGAAAAGGAGCAAAAGAAAAAACAAAAACGUCAAGAAAAUAUUGCAAAAGCUAAACGACUAAAAAAGGAUUGAAGAAAUGAACAGCUGCUUGCAACUAGAAGAAAAUCAUUUGGAUAAUUGUGAAAACAAUUUGGAAGGACCCACUAAGGUUUCUUCUCUGGAUUUUAUGACAGUAGUAUUUAGUAAACGAAGUCUGAGCUUAUGAAAGAAUCAUGUUCUGACCUCUUAAGGUACUGUAGCAACUUUUAGGCUUUGGUGUAAAAGUCUGUUGACAGUUCUUGUAAAUUGGCAUUUAUCAUGCUACAAAUUCUGUAUAGCUGACUUAGUCAUUUGCCAUUUUGCAGCUUACAUACUGAAAUGAAAACAGCCUGUGGAGAAAAAUGACUUUUGAUUAUGAACUCCAUUCAAAUAAUGGCUUAAAAUGGGGUCAUGGUCUGGACAAAGGAAAUUAAGAAUGUAAAAAUCAGAAUUAUCUUCUCUGAGUGAAAAGUAUGCUUUAGCUUCAAAGAGAUACAGUACAUUAAUUACAUCUUUUAUCAUUAUUGCUUAUUUCUUGGAAUAGAAUCAUUUCUGGCUUUCUUGAAGCAAAAUAAUAUUGAGUACUUCUAUUUUCUGCAUUUUUCUGAUUUUAGCCUUUAAGAUACUGGUAAUUAUUGGUCAUUCUGCAUUUUUUAAAAUCUAAUUUUAUAAAGAGUUCUCUUAUUAUCUUGACUAUGUAGAAUACCACCUACUGGAUAAAACAGUUCUUGUACUUAUGAACACUGCCAUUUUCUUAAAGAUGACUUGUUGAGUAACACUAUGAUUUAAAGCUUGCAGUAAAAAUGCCAAACCUUGUAGUACCUUGGAACCAGUUUAUUCUUUCUUGUGCUAAGUAGAAAUGUGAAGUAGUUAAAAUGUCUUCUCAGAUAAUUUGCUGAUUAUAUAGAUACCACUUUUGUUUUUUAUUCCAUUCAUUGUUUUAACUCAUAUGGUAGUGAUGUCCUAUACUUUUUGAUCAAACAGGUUUGUGGUAAAAAUUAAAAUUACGAAUUUCUUUUAAGGAACUCUUAAGAGUAACAGUUAAGUCAGAUUUCAUAAGUGGUAAAGAAAGGCUUAAAAUUUGGAAAAAUUUUGUUGGGCAUAGUAGUAAGUGGGUGAAAAAGGUAAAUUAUGUCAAAAUGAGAAUGUGUUAUAAUUAGAAAUAAAGAGCUAAAGGAUAUUUCCUUCAGUUAAGUAGUAUAACUGGAACUUUUUACUAUUAAACAUGGCUUUUAUAAAUGA
Messenger RNA from Ceratotherium simum simum (southern white rhinoceros), 1621 nucleotides. It is a transcript of the gene SMIM15, whose product is annotated as small integral membrane protein 15. Lineage: Eukaryota; Metazoa; Chordata; Mammalia; Perissodactyla; Rhinocerotidae. The record is from RefSeq and is a predicted model, not a curated record.